Messenger RNA from Rangifer tarandus platyrhynchus (Svalbard reindeer), 519 nucleotides. The record is from the annotation of a GenBank genome assembly. NCBI's taxonomy places the organism in Eukaryota, Metazoa, Chordata, Mammalia, Artiodactyla, Cervidae.
AUGGCAGACCCGCUCCGGGUCAGCGCCCGCCCACCCCAUUCCACACCCCCGCCUGGAGGCGGCAGCGAAGACCUCCUGGCCCCUGCUGGCGUCACCGCCUCGCCGGCCAAUCCGCUCCGAGGUGGCGGGGCGAGUGGGGCUGCAGGGAGCGCCCAUAUUCACCCGGAGUGCAGCCUCCGCAUCGCAGGCAUGAGCGCGGCCGAGCCCCCGCUCGCGGCCGAGGCUCUCGAGCCCCCCGGGGCUCUCCGCGCGCUGCUCUUGGCCACCGGCGGCGCGGGGGGCUCCUGGCCGCGCUGCGUCCUGCCGUUCGGCGCCGUAGCUCUGCUGGCGGGCGCCGCCGCCACGGCCAUCACCUUCUCGCUGCGCGGACCCCGCCUGGACCUGGCCCAGGGCUCGGCGCUGGCGGCGCUCGGCGCGGGCCUCGGGCUCCUGUCCGCAGCCUUCCUGUGCUGGCGCGCGCGGCGGCGGCGGCGGCAGAGGGCCGGGCGCGGGGGGCGGCGAGAGCCGGGGACGCCCUGA